UCUGAGGCUCCAUUCCAGAGCAACAGGAAGAAGGACAGUUUCCUGAUAGCUGCUGUGGAGCAGAGGAGGAUGGCAGGAGUGGACAGAAAGAACGAAGAGGACUUACCUCUGAAUACACUGGGUGACAUAGAGGCAGCUACAGCCAUCUCUGGAAAACCACUUCGCCCCAUCAACAUAAAUCACUAUGCCACUAAGAAGAGUGCGGCUCAGAGCAUGCUGGACGUCGCCUUGCUGAUGGCCAACUCCUCCCAACUGAAGACCGUUCUAUAUGUGGGGCCUCAUUACCGUUUCUACAUCCCCGUCAUCGUCCUGCUAUCUCUGUCCAUCGCUUUACAGGUCACUGUGGGGCUGCUGCUCGUCUUUAUUGUGAAGUACGAUCUGAACGACAUGAGGAAACACACCAAGCUCAACUGGAUGAACAACGUAGCCACAGUCUUAGUCUUCUUCACGGUCCUCGUCAACAUCUUCAUCACAGCACUCGGCUUUGAGGGUCAGGCUGUGAGCAGGGUGAUGCCGGAGGCUCAAUUUCUACCACUGCCCUCAGACGUCAACAAGACUGUUGGCGUCUAGACCAGUCUGAUCAAAAAUAAGACUUUUCUUUGUUCACCUGUAUUGAGUCUUGGAAUAGGCUGGGAGAGCUGUCAAUCUGGGUUUUAGGGGGGUACAAAAGCCUACUUGGACAGGCAUUGACCCCCGAUACCUCCCCUGUCCCACCGGUGAUGGGACACAGGGCCACAUAAGCUCAGGAUGGCCAAGUAAAGCCUCAUCCUGAGUGACCAACGACAUAAACCCAGUUCUGGAUCACAGCUAUCGAUUGAAGACUUUAUCUCAACCUAAAACCUCAGUUUGAAUAUUUACCUUUUUGUGCUUUGAGUAGAGCAACAACUUUUGCAUUGUUGAGGUACUAUAAACCUAACUUAAAUGUUCUAUGGUGUAAAUAUAACAGUACUAUAUAGUGUUUCCUGUCAUACAGACAUCAUUCUUUGGUUUUUGAUAGGUCAUGAUGUGGAGCAGAACUAACCUGCAUAAUAUGCUGAAUAUGCAACUCCAUAGGACCCCAUAAAUCCUUUUUAUUUUUU
Scomber scombrus (Atlantic mackerel) is the source of this 1079-nucleotide messenger RNA. RefSeq lists its product as uncharacterized. Gene Ontology annotation, biological process: cell adhesion; tissue regeneration. Bases 70 to 570 code for a protein of 166 amino acids. Gene Ontology annotation, cellular component: membrane. The record is from RefSeq and is a predicted model, not a curated record. The transcript has 4 exons. Lineage: Eukaryota; Metazoa; Chordata; Actinopteri; Scombriformes; Scombridae.